ACAAUUUGUGUUCCAUAGUUACUAGUUAGUUAGUUUUGUAUACUUUAAUUGCAAACAAGAGCGCAAACACACUAUUUAUUGUUCAUUCAGGGAAAAUUUUACAGUUGCACAAACAAUGUAUCAAAUUUAUGCAGUGUUUAUCGGCCUCGUAUGCCUAAUUAGCGUUUUGCCUUUCAUUGUCCAUGGGAUACCCCUGUCCCUGACCCUGGACAAACCUUUGAAUGCGAGCAGCAACCAGAGCUCCGUGCCGUCGAACAUGACAGUCCCAUCGAAGUCUGAGGAGGUUCAAGCCCAAGUGCAGGCACAGGACCUGGUGGCGGCUGCCGAUAACUCUGGAUACCGCGGACAGGAAUCGGAAAGUGGCAAAAUGGGCCUGUUUCCUGUCGCCUAUCAGAGCAAGCUGCGCACGGCGGACAAGGCACCAGCGACCAGGAAGGUGUCUGGAACUAAGCGCCCCAUGGUCCGUGGUAAUCUCACAAAGGGGGCUCUCAACUUCUGGGCCAUGCCCAAGGCUAAAAAACCAAAAGCAAAGGGAGAAGGAGAAGCACCAGCAAAAGCACCACCACCACCACCAGCACCAGCAAUAUCACCUAGGGCAGGAGAGGGUAAAAUACGCACCAAAAGUUUCGAGAAAACGAUAUCGAUACCCCGUAUGGAGAGCGACCAUAUGGGCAAUUGGGUAUUCAAUCCUUGGGGUGUUACGUUCGGAGUACUUUGGCAAGAUACGCGAAUGCACUACAAAAUCAAGAACAGCAUGUCAGAAAUAGACUUGGACACGCCAUAUCACGGGCAAUACCAAAUGUACUAUAACAAGCCGCAAACCCAAGUGUGCCGUGGCCUAUCGACAAUUUACAACAAGCCCAAGGUGUACAAGUGGCUGCAGCGCCGUAUCCUAAGGAACGUAACCCCCAAUUUCCACGUGUUCUCCUCGUACAGGCCCAUCUGGUUGGAUUUCCGAAGGGAGCUCUUCAAGAUGGGCAGAUCGGAAGCCUGCCACGUGUCGGCGAUGGACGAUUGGUUACUGUACAACAAUUGCGCCAUAUUGCGGAAUAUGCGAAUGGAGUAUCUAAUACCCAAGUAUCCACUGCAUCAGUACGGCUAUUUCAACCCCCAAAUGAGAGUAGAGCUACCGUAUAAAUUGAUAUAGCAGACGCAGACACCAAUCUGACAACAAUUCGAAAUCAUUAAAGUUGUUUAUCUGGUGUAUCUAA
This is a messenger RNA of Drosophila miranda, 1211 nucleotides long. RefSeq lists its product as uncharacterized. The transcript is spliced from 2 exons. Lineage: Eukaryota; Metazoa; Arthropoda; Insecta; Diptera; Drosophilidae. The record is from RefSeq and is a predicted model, not a curated record. Bases 116 to 1147 code for a protein of 343 amino acids.